CUACAUGAGCGUGCUUUUUAGAAGUAGUGGUGCGGUACUUGGCGCAGUACUAGAAUCAAGCCAGGACUCUUCUAUUCUUGACUCGCCAGCGGAGCGGUCAUUCGGUUACAGGCCUCUGCCAGUUGUAGACGUGUACUCAUUUUCCGGUGUUGGUGUUGUACUGUUCUUAUUUUCCGAGCUCGUUCGUUCCUGCUGAUCGUUAGCUGGCGUGUGGCGCGGGGUGAUCUUUGGCACCGUUGUCGUUUCGGGUUCGUGUUUAACAGGGGAAUUAUUUUCCUGGAAGGCGGACGGCGUGCGUACGACGCAUCAGUCUCUCGCGGGAAUUAGCCCUGAUCUUGACCCAUCCGGGGGCAUUGUUUAAUGUUACUGCAACGGGGCUGGACGUGCUGGUUGUGUUAGUGGGGAUAUAAAGCAACCGUUCCCGACCGUGAUUCCGGUCAAUUGCAACCUGACAGUGAAAGGAUACGUACGGAGAAAGCUUCCCGGAUUAAGAGGAAAAUUUCCUCGAUUUUAUUCAUUGUUUGCGAAGUGUCUUUUGCGUGAUUUUCGAGUUGUGCUCCUGAUGUUUUGCUCAAAUACGUGUAAUAAUCCAAAAUUGUGAUCAUAAAACCAUAUCUUGGGAAAGAAGUUUGUGGUUUCUAAUAGUGAUGCAAAUUCGGUACAGCGCUGUUGCACACCGAUGAUGUCAGUGAAAGUGAAUUCAAUCAAUAAUUUUACUCAACAAAUAAAAGUGAAGCAACAGAGCAAUAGUGAUUUGUUGUUACAACAGUGGACGGAAGAACGAAAAAUUCAACAAUCUCACGGGAUUAUCUGCUGAUUGGUAAAUCGUUUUAGUGUCUUUUCCAAACUAUUGUGUUCUGAAGAUAUCCUCGUAUCGAACGGAUAGUUCCUGCUGCCGAUCAGGUCACCUGCUACCAUAGUCAACUUGUAAAGGCACCACUCCAAGGUCAUUGCGGUCAACUGCUGUUUACCCAAAUAAAUCGAGGCAGAAUAUAAUAUCGGGAGAACAAAACACACCAACCAAUAGAGUUCGCCAAUAAAUACGUUUCGGCUUUCAAAGCCGACACGACGGCGGCGACGCCGACUACCUUCCGCCAACGACAUCGGCGCGCCAGACUCGGACCCACUAGGACAAUCGACGGCAUUCCUCCGGGACAGCACACCACGGGAUGGGAUUGCACAAAAACUAUUUCAAAGUAGGACAAAAUGCCAGUAAUCAGCUGUUCGGCCUGCCACCUCGUGGCCCAAGUGGCGCUACGCCGCUAUCGAUGCUUAUAUCGCAGGGAGCGAAAUUCAACAACAAUCGCAUAGCAGUAAUUAUUUUCGGGAUAGCAACCCUCAUAGCUGGUGUGAUAUUAUCUUCGGUUCCUUGGUUAAAUAUUUUUAUUAUGAAGAAUUUAAGACUAUGGAACGGCACGAUAAGCUUCCAAUACUGGCAACGGCCAGGCGUCACUAGGUUAACUAAGGUGUAUAUAUUUAACGUAACCAAUCCGGAGGGGUUUCUCGCCGGUGAAAAGCCAAAACUAGUUGAAGUAGGACCAUUUGUUUAUAGAGAAGAUAUGGAAAAGGUGAAUAUCAAGUUCCAUGACAACUACACUGUGACAUAUCAGCACAAGAAAAUCUUACAAUUUGUUCCUGAGCUUAGCGUAGAUAAGAACCAACGAAUAACGACACCAAAUAUUCCACUGCUGACCAUUUCCACCCAGAGCAAGCAUUUGGGGUACUUCCUGGCGAAGACCAUCUCGCUAGUCCUGACGGCCACCAAGUACAAGCCGUUCAUCUCUCUGACUGCCGACGAGCUGGUGUUUGGAUACGACGACACGCUCGUGAGCCUCGCGCAUCGAUUUUACCCCCGAAAUCGCCGCCCAAUGUCCAAGAUGGGUCUGCUGAACGGGCGGAACGGCACGCUCGCGGAGUAUGCCACCAUGUACACCGGCCACUCGGGGAUGGAGAAGUUUGGCUACUUUGACAAACUGAACGGCCUGAACCACUUGCCGCACUGGGAGAAGGAACCGUGCUCCAGUAUCGAAGCAUCGGAGGGUUCGUUCUUUCCGCCCCGCGAUGUCACCAAUGCGGACGUGGUCUACAUCUACGAUAAGGAUCUCUGUCGACCGCUGCCACUUGUCUAUCGGCAUCCUGUUGAGAAGGAUGGAAUUCCUGCUGAUCUCUAUACAUUAGCGGAGGAUUCAUAUGGGCCACCCAAUGGAAACAAUAGUUGCUAUGAUCAUCCGGACUAUAAACGUUACAAAGGUCUUCAAAAUAUAAGCCCGUGUCAAUAUGGGGCUCCUGUUUAUAUUUCGAAUCCACAUUUCUACCAAUCGGACCCACAACUGCUUGACGCGGUGGAAGGACUGAAUCCAAAGCAAAGUGCACACGAAACUUUUUUCAAAAUUCAACCGAAACUUGGAGUUCCGCUGGAGGGACAGGUAAGAGUCCAGCUCAAUCUUCUAGUCGAAGAAGCCCCUAAUGUUAUGGCGACCAAAAACUUCAGAGACUUCGUAUUCCCUAUAAUGUGGUUGGAAGAGGGUGUCAGUGAGCUAACCCCUCCCAUUCGACGAUGGAUUUAUCUGGCUACAGUAUUCGCACCGAUGGCAUUACCGAUCGUCUCCUAUGGGAUGAUCCUCACCGGAACUUUUGCAUUGAUCUACGUGUUUGUCAGAGCGUACAAGAACUUCGUGUUCACAUCUGAUUCAACGACAGAGUUCUUGGAAAUGGGACGACGGUCGUUACGACGAGGCAGCAGCAUGAUCAUCAAUGGCCAACACAGGAUACUGAUGCAACGGGAUAGCUACAUUUUGCUGAAAGCCAGCGAGGAUGCAAAUCUUUAUCAUCAUACGACCAACAAUAACACAAUCAGCACCAACAACAACAUCAGCAGUCACCAUAAUCACAAUCUAUUCCACUUGCCCCAUUUGCCACACAUUCCCCAUCAUCAACCCAAGGACCAAAGCUUGCUUAGCGACGAGGAUUCUCCGGCCUAGACCCCGGACCUGUCUGUGUCGUACACCGCUGGGACUCAUGUACCUUAUAAUUGUCAUCACUUAGGGUUUCUCAAACUAGCCGAUAGACAAAAUCAAACUAAUCAAGAUACGGGCGAAUUUUUCUCCGCCCACCUUAACGCUAAACGACAACCGGUGAUAGAGACUGUGUUUUUUAUUACUCUACUAGGCUAACUGCUUCUUAUGAGCUACUAGUAUUCAAGCCCUGACAGAUCGAUAUGUUACUCGAUCGGACCCCAGUCAUGCUCAGUCGCCCGUUAGUUGCUCAAUCCAAAUGAUCCGAUUGCUCAAAUUACGAAUAGCAAAUGAUUUUCGAAAAAAAUAUAUAAACUAUGCAGUUAAGCCAAUGUGAUGAAGACAUUUUAUUUCUAGAUUUUAAGCAAGACUCAUCCACAAAGACAAUCAUUCUCCCCGUCAUUGUACAUAAAUCAGAACGAGGUCGAUGUCAUUUUUAAAAACAAAAUGACAGUGUGUAGUAAGUUAAAGUAGAAGGUAAUGAAAUUUUAUGAAAUUUGUUCAGUUGUUUUAUAUGUAAAUACUUUUUUAUGUAAAUAAAAUGUUCAUCACAAAACUAA
Molecule: messenger RNA, 3574 nt
Organism: Armigeres subalbatus
Lineage: Eukaryota; Metazoa; Arthropoda; Insecta; Diptera; Culicidae
Gene: dsb
Product: scavenger receptor class B member 1
Exons: 11
Coding region: 1170-2981 (603 amino acids)
Cellular component (GO): membrane; cytoplasm
Molecular function (GO): scavenger receptor activity
Source: RefSeq, a predicted model, not a curated record